CAGACGUAUAAAUUGUAUGUUAAAAGGAAAGCGUUUCCGAACUAAAAGCAGUGAAAUUCCAAAUUUUUAAUAGUAUUUUUUUGUGAAUGACAUAUGUGUGUCAAUCUUUCGAGUGUGAAAUGUUAGCGUUCAUUAAAUAAAUGUGUUUUUGCGGAUACCAAAACGAUGCAAUUAUCAUAUGAAAACCGUUGACAGGGUAUACACAAGAACCGAUUUUAUGGUGUGAAAUUUGAACGGUGAAAAAUUAUAUUAAAUAAAUAAUCAGUGUUUUCAAAUUAACAUUUUACUCAUUUUAUGGUCUGGAGAAAACAGUGCUUGCACGUCUUCACCAACUGGAUGUAUUUUAUCUGGAGAUUUGAUUUAUGUUACAUACAUCGUGACAAAUAAACCGCAUCGAAAUUAAAAACUUUAUCAAGCGAAAAAAAAGCAUCAAUCACGUUUCCUCUGGGAAACUGUGAGCAGUGCGGCAUAUCAAUCAAAUUGUCGAUGGAAAUGUCUAUUUUAAAUUUACUACCAUAAACUCAGUAACCGUAUCAAGUAAGCAAUCAAAGUAACAAGUGUAAAACAAACGAUGAAAACUAAUUUAAAUUAUCGCUCAGCAUAACAUGAUUACUGAAAGACUGAAAAUUACUAAUUGUACACCAUCAAAAGUUAUGAUAUGAACUCAUUCGUGCCAAAAUAGUAAAUUAAAAUACAAAAAAAAAAGAAAAUGAUGUACGUCUAUAUAGCAAUCACGACACAAAGAACAUUUUGCAAUACGAAAAUAAUGUUAUGUUUUAAAUCAUUUUAAAAAAAAGUUUAUUAUUUUGGGUGAAAUGUAAUAAAAUCCAUGUGUUCGUUAUUGGCGCUUAAGGACAACAUCAUAUUCGUGUAACAAAACAUAAAUAAAACACAGUUCGACACAGAAAAUAAUAUCAAACGCGCGUAGCACACAGUGAUAUUAUUGCCACCAUAUUUCUGGGCUCUGAAUUCUACACACACGCACACACAAAAUACAUAUAUAUCUUUCAAACAUAAUAGCAGCCAUAAUGACAUUGAACUACGUAGUACCAAAAAUUUUAUCGCCGGCAACGUUUCAGCAUCAGCAACCACAACAGCACAAGCACUCCAAUGGAAAUUCUGGGACGCGCCUGCAUCGUGAAAUUAUCAACAUAAUUAUAGCUGUGAUGAUGAUGCUUCUGGGAGCAUACAGCAUCAAAGAUCAUUGCGUAAUGGCAGAUCCGUAUGAUAUCCAAGGGCCAACGUUUACAAUUGAACCACCACAUCAUCUAGAAUUUACAAAUAUUGUCGAUAAUCUAAUUCCAUGUCAGGCGAAAGGAUCACCAAAACCAAAAAUCGAAUGGCUGAAUCUGGAUAAUACUCCUGUUACCACCAUACCAAGAAUUCGCCACAUUUUGGAGAAUGGUUCAUUGUAUUUUCCAAAAUUUGAUACGACUGCUUUUCGUCAAGAUGUACAUUGGACUGUGUAUAAAUGUAUUGCAUCAAAUGCAGGUGGCACAAUCAUAUCGAGAGACCUGUCUAUAAAAGCGGUUAUUAAUCAACAAUUUGAUCCGGAAGUGCAAAAUCCGGCAGCUUUCAUUGGCAGCAACGUACUAAUGAAAUGCAAUAUUCCAACCUUCGUUAAAGACUAUGUAUCGGUGAUAUCAUGGCUACAAGAACCAUCUUUUAAUAUAUAUCCAGCAACGGAAAGUGAUGGAAAGUAUCACAUGCUGCCAACGGGAGAGUUAUUGAUCAUUAAUAUAACACAUUCGGAUGCUCAACAUACAUAUCGAUGUCGCACAUAUCAUCAGUUGACUCAAGAAGUGAUUGUUAGUGGAAACUUUGGCAGAAUACAAUUAAGCGGAAUGCGAGAACCAGUCCCACCGAUAUUAAAUGACAAACUCAUACAAAUGACAACGAAAAUUGGCGAAUCAUUACUCAUUCCAUGUGUGGCUUACGCCAAUCCACGAGCAAAUUAUCGAUGGCAUAUUCGUAAAAAUAACGUUGACGAAGCCAUUGACGGAUACGAUGUAAAUCAAGAUUUUAAGGCUGCACAUCGCACUCAUCAAUCCAUUACACUGUCAUCCCCACAAGAAAAACACCAACCAUAUCAAAUGAAGCACAAUAGCAAUAACAAUAGCAAUCAACUAAAACGUAUAUUCGUACUUCCGAGUGGAACAUUAAGCCUAAACGACAUUAAACGCUCAGACGCUGGUGUAUAUAUUUGUGUUGCUUCAAAUUCAGAGGGAAGCGAAACAUUGGAAAUUCAACUAAGCGUCAUUGAAGCGUUGACCGUACAAAUCUUACCAGCACAACAAACUGUUGACUUGGGAAAGAGCACCGACUUGCGAUGUAUAGCAACAGGAUUCCCGCUUGGAAAUGGUGUGCAAUGGCUAAAAGACGGACAACCAUUAAGAACGGGCUCGCGUGUGAGACUACUCACCAAAGAGCACAUUAAAAUAACAUCAGUGACAAAAGAAGACCGAGGACUGUACCAAUGCUUUGUUCGAAAUGACUAUGAUGCGGUGCAAAGUACUGCUGAGAUCAGAUUAGGAGAAGGAGCACCGCAGCUUUUAUACAAAUUCAUUGAGCAAACGAUGCAACCGGGUCCGUCCGUUUCACUGAAAUGUUCGGCAACAGGCAAUCCAACACCACAAAUAACAUGGAAAUUAGAUGGGUUUCCAUUGCCAGAAUUGGAUCGUUUGCUAAUCGGUCAAUAUGUCACGAUGUUUGGCGAUGUAAUUAGUCAUGUCAAUAUAACAGCCGUUAAAUCUGAAGACGGUGGAGGCUAUGAGUGUACCGCUGUGUCAAAAGCCGGUUCCGCCUCUCACUUUGGCAGACUAAAUAUUUAUGGAUCGCCAUACGUUCGACCAAUGGAACCAAUUUUAGCAAUUGCAGGUAAAAAAUUGCAGAUAAAAUGCCCGGUGGCUGGUUAUCCGAUUGAAGAGAUUAUAUUCGAGCGAGAAAAUGUAAGACUACCGACAAAUAUGUGACAGCGUGUGAGUAACGGAACGCUUUACAUUGAGAACGUCCAACGAGUUGCUGAUCAGGGUACAUAUACGUGCAUCGCAAGAAAUCGACACAACGAAACUUCUGAGCGAUCGGUUGCCGUUACUGUUUUGGUUCCACCGCGAAUAUCACCGUUCAAUUUUGAAAAGGAUAUAACAGAAGGUUUGCGCACUCAACUGAUGUGCUCGACAUCCCAAGGCGACCCAGCAACAUUCAAUAUAACCUGGCUAAAAGACCAAAAAAUCAUUUAUACACGAAAUACCAAUAAGAAACCAAACGGUGGCAUUCCCGGCCCAGACACUGACUAUGGAACAUGGAAAAUGAACGAACAAUCGCCGCAGUACUAUGUAGACAAUACCAUUCAUAUAAAUGAAUAUGCGCCAUUUUCAAGUAUUUUAUCUAUUGAAAAUCUCACAUCGGCACAUAACGGAAAUUACACGUGCCAAAUUAGUAACCAAGGUGGCACUGUUGAUCAUACUGCCGUUCUUUCCGUAGCCGUGCCACCAAAAUGGAUUGUGGAGCCAACAGAUGAAAGUGUAAUAUUGGGUAAUUCCGUAACGAUUCCGUGUGAAGCAAAAGGAUCACCGACACCAACUAUUCUAUGGAAGCAAGCAAUAGGCGAACCUUCUGACGAAUAUCGUGACCUGAGCUACUCAAAAUCAGAAGGCAUUGAAACGUUUGCCAAUGGAACGCUUUAUAUUCCAAAUGUGACUCAAUCGCACGAAGGUAACUUUUUAUGUCAAGCUAAAAAUGAAAUCGGCGCUGGCUUGAGUAAAUUGAUACGGUUAACAGUUCAUGUCGGACCGAAAGUGAGAAUACCACAAAAACAAGUAUCAGUUCGUCGAAACGAUCAUGUUUCGAUACGUUGCGAGGCAGAAGGUGAUCAACCGUUGAAUAUAUCGUGGCAGGCGAGGGGAAAUCGCAUAGAUCCUACAUAUGAUAUUCGAUAUCAACUCAAAAAUACUCCAAUGAAUAAGGGAAUAGUAUCCGAAUUGACAAUCUUACAAUCAUCGUUAACUGAUCGCGGAGAAUAUGCAUGCAAAGCAACAAAUGCUUAUGGCCAAGAUCAUUCUGUUAUUUACCUACAAGUUCAAGAGCCGCCAAGCUUUCCUACGAACUUACACGUGACAGAACUCGGAAGUCGUUUUGUCCAAUUAACAUGGUCAUUAGAUCUUCCAGCUCCAACGUCGAUGCGUGGAGUUCAUCAUUACGCACAACCAAUUACAAAUUAUAUUUUACAAUUCAAAGAAGCCCAAGAUGUUUGGCAUGAUCAUAAUAAUCAAAAAACGUUGCCGGGUGAUAAAACAACGGCAAAGAUAACAGCACUGAAACCAUCGACCAACUAUCAUUUUCGAUUGUAUGCCUCAAAUCAGCUGGGUACAAGUGCCCCAAGUGAUAUUUUACAUAUUCAAACUGACGCUGAGGUUCCAAGCGGACCACCCAUAAUGGUGCACGUGGAAGCGAUUAGUCCACAAGAAUUGUUGGUUACGUGGCGUCCACCAGAACGGGAUCUCUGGAAUGGUGAAUUACUCGGGUACAAAAUUGGCUUUCAAAAGGUUACAAAUAUUGGGGCAAAUUUUGCAAAAGACUCCAAACAUCAACAUCAAAUCUAUAACUUUACUCGUGUUGGACUGUCAAGCGGAGAUGGUGUUAAUGAUUUUCGCUUAGUGAAUUUGGAUAAAUAUUCUCUUUAUUCGGUCACGGUGCAGGCAUUCAACUCAAAAGGAGAUGGACCUGCAUGUGAACCAGUACAAGCUCGAACUUUGGAAGAUGUUCCAUCAGCGCCAACCACAUGUACUUGCAUAGCGUUAACAUCACAAAAUAUUCAGGUAUCAUGGCAACCGCCGUUAAAAGAGCAUGAAUAUGGUGUUAUUCAGGGUUACAAAAUUUUUUAUGAACCGAUUUCUUCGGAUAUGCGGUACUUCGGUUCAACGGAUAUUCUGCUGGACGAUUCAAUUUCACGCGAAACAAAGAUCACAACGUCGUUGAAUACUGUUUUACAUGGAUUACAACCAUUUACCAACUAUAGCGUUCAAGUGUUGGGUUUCACGCGGGCGGGUGAAGGUCCCAGUGCAACAACGUAUUGUACAACCGAAGAAAACUCUCCAGAUCCACCUGAACGCAUCAAAUCAGUCGUAAAUGGAGAGUCUUCGGUGAUAAUAAGUUGGUUACCGCCUCGCCGACCAAAUGGAAUCGUUACAAAAUACACGGUAUACAUUCGAAUUUUGGAUAAAGGCCAAGAGGUGAAAAUCAUCAAAGACAACGUACCGGCACAAAAGCAUCACUUUGAAGUUAAAGAUUUGAAUGCACGUGAAACAUAUGAAGCGUGGAUAACAGCUUCAACGCGAAUAGGCCAAGGCCAGAGUACCCCAGUUAUAAAGCUUGUACCAAGCAAUACCGUACCAGCCGCAAUUAUAUCAUUUGGACAAAUACUUAGUGUUGCAUGGAAAGUUGAAAUAAAGCUAGCGUGUACAUUUGUUGGAAAACCGGCAGCUAAAGCCGAGUGGAAGGCAUUCGACUCAAAAAGACAACCUAUAAAUCAGCAGUUUCAACGGAUCGAAACUGGAGUAGACAACACAUUGGUAUUGCGUAAUGUCCAGCGUCAUCAUGAAGGAAAUUAUACAUGCCAAGUACGAAAUGCGCUUGGCACUGAUUACAUCAUCUAUCAACUAUUUGUCCAUGUCCCGCCAGGACCACCACAAUUACAUAUAACAGCCACUUCUGGUACAUCAGUUUUACUUGAAUGGUCAACCGAAGCAAUUGAUACGGGACGUACGCCGCUGAAAGGUUUCCUAUUGUCUUAUCGCCGCGAAUUCGGUGAUUGGGAAGAAAUAUCAUUGAAUCGUCGAAGUACUUCACAUACCUUAGACAACUUGCAGUGUGGAACAGUGUAUCAAUUUACGUUGGCUGCAUUCAAUAAAAUUGGCACAGGCGCAGCGAGUAAAAUUGAGGUGGCAAGAACAAAAGGAAAGAAACCAAUUUCACCCGAAGUGUACCAUUUCAUUCGAAGUAAUAUAACAUCAGUGUCACUUGAUUUAUCUGCUUGGCAAGAUGGUGGAUGUUCGAUUCAAUCGUUUACGGUAGAAUUUCGAAAGGCAGAUUCAACUAAUGGCAACGAUUGGAUUGUAGUGAGUAGCAAUGUGCCAGCAAAAUCACGCUAUUCAAUUCCGGAUUUGGAGUCAGACACAGUUUAUAAUCUCCGUAUAACUGCGCACAAUAAUGCUGGAUCAACUAUAGCCGCAUACAUAUUCAAAACACUAUCUGUCAACGGAGAUGGUGAACACAAUGAUUUGAUAUUGGCUGGAGAUGGGACAACGAAUAACAAUAUUGAGGGAAGCAAUAUGGAUUCAAUUCAACGUGCAUUCAAUCUUGAUUCAAACAUUAUUAUUUUGCUUAUUGGAUCGGUAUUGGGCAUCGCAUCAGCACUAAUGUGUGCUUGUAUCUGUUUUCGAUCUCGUACUAAUUUUGAUCAUGGCAGUGGAAGUGACACCAGAGGUUUGAGCGACUCGUCUCAUCAGCAUACUUCAAUGUCGAGCGAUUACAAACUUGGUCCAAUGUCUGCUGAGCAUCGUGACAAAUACUAUGCAACGGUGAGAAAACCCAUGCCCGAACAACAGAGUCCCGGCACCAACACACUCGAACGCAUCCCCGAAUAUUCCGAGGAUAUCUAUCCGUAUGCAACGUUCUUGCCGAAUGAAGAUAAUUUGGCUGGAAAUCCCAUGAUGUCACGCUAUGGAACAACAAAUAAUGCUGGAACCAUUCCCAUUUCGGCCAGUCUAUACAAUCCAAGGCAUUCAAUGUCAUCGUCAAAUAAAGACAAAUCCGGUUUUAUUCCAUUGCAGACGCAUUCCACCACAAAUUCAGCACAAAAUAUGGGCAUCGUAAAGAGAUCACAUCGAAAGCACAAAACUCAAAAAUCUGAAUCAGAGGAAUACGAUAGCUUGGGUUCCGAUACAGAAUCGGGCAGUGGCGAUCAUAUUCGUAGUAGAUUAGAUCAAUCGAUGCAUCUUGAUGAUCAUGAACCCACGAGUUUUAUUAAUAAAACGCCGCACAAAAUGAUGGUCAAUUAUCGGCUAUAACAUAGUCUAGUUCCGUUUUCAUUCAAGACAAAGAAGACAAAAUUGAGCAGUGUAUAAUAUAAACAAUUAUGUACCACUCUAGCCAAUUCAAUUGAGAAAAUAAAUUGAAAUUUAUUAGGACGAAAUUUAGGUUUGGCGUUAUCACGAAUCUGAUCAGAGACUUUUUAGAAGAAUAAGAAAUAUUCGAUAUAAAUUUAGUGAAUGAACGUGUUGAACAGAAUGUUAGUUAUGUUUAAAUUAAACUUCAAUACAAAAAAUGGUGCAUAAAGCAUAUAACUCAUUUACAAUUUAUCGAAAUUAAAAUCGAUCGAUAGGCAUGUCCUCAUUUUAUUAAUAAAUAAAUUGAAAUAAUUGGAAUAUUGAGAAUUUGACUUUUUUAACACGAUUUCUUUUUGCCCAUAAGCAGGCAAACAAA
Messenger RNA from Contarinia nasturtii (swede midge), 7482 nucleotides. Its product is annotated as Down syndrome cell adhesion molecule-like protein Dscam2. Gene Ontology annotation, cellular component: plasma membrane; axon. Gene Ontology annotation, molecular function: protein binding. The record is from RefSeq and is a predicted model, not a curated record. NCBI's taxonomy places the organism in Eukaryota, Metazoa, Arthropoda, Insecta, Diptera, Cecidomyiidae. Gene Ontology annotation, biological process: cell-cell adhesion; axon guidance. The transcript is spliced from 32 exons.